AUGCAGUCAAGUCCGACUUAUCCUGCCUUUAUUAACUCAUCCGUUAUCUUCAUUAUUUCUACUGUUACGAUUGCUAGGGAAAAUCGAAAAAGGAAAAAACCAGCAAUAAGCUCACUGAAUGAUAUUCAGCCGGAACUGCUCAAAGUACUGUAUAAUUUGCCACCGGAUUUUGAAAUCCAUGUGAGGAACGCCGAGGAAAAAAGUGGCGUCAAAAGAGAACAUGAUAGUAAAUAUGCAAUAUCAACUGGACACAUAUGUUCAUUUUACGCAUUACUAUAUUUAUUAAUUGAUUUUAUUCAGUUUGUUUAUGGCUUGUCGGGUUUUUUGGUUCUCUAUAUGAUUAUUGGUAGUGAAGCUGGUCUCUUCUGCAAUAUCAUUUGUUUUACUUACCCAGCCAUUGUUAGCAUUCAGGCCAACCACCUAAGAGAAGGAUACUCUGACAACGUUCCGAAGACUUCAUCAUCAUCGUUCUAG
Loa loa (African eye worm) is the source of this 474-nucleotide messenger RNA. RefSeq lists its product as hypothetical. NCBI's taxonomy places the organism in Eukaryota, Metazoa, Nematoda, Chromadorea, Rhabditida, Onchocercidae. The record is from RefSeq and is a predicted model, not a curated record. The transcript is spliced from 4 exons. Bases 1 to 474 code for a protein of 157 amino acids.